GGAUUUUCAUUGUGGCAGUCAGUGCUGCCAAAAAGACAGACCCGCCAACGUUUCAGAGCUUUUCCUCUAACUUUGUUCACAUUUAGAAGUUGGACCACUCAUUUUCUUUCCUCCGUUUGUCGCACUUGAACACAGUUUUGUCACAGCUUUCAUAACAGGCCCCAGGAUGAGUAAAAACAGCAAAGUGUUGAACCUGAAGGAUAAAAUCAGUGGGAAUGAAGCGGACCUGAGCUUGUGUAACCUCACUGAGGUGCCAGUCAGAGAGCUGGCUUUAUUUACCAAAGCAACUGUUGUGGACUUGUCCUGCAACAACAUCACCUCUCUUCCUCCAGAGUUCUGCAACCUGACCCACCUGGUGAAAGUGGAUCUGAGUAAAAACCAGCUGACCUGUCUGCCAGAUGACCUGGGGAACCUGGCUAACCUUCAACAUCUGGACCUGUACAACAACAAGCUGACUGUGCUGCCCGUCAGCUUCUCUCAGCUCAGGAGUCUGAAGUGGUUGGAUCUGAAGGAUAACCCGCUAGAGGCCGGCCUGGCCAAGGCAGCAGGAGACUGUCUGGAUGAGAAACAGUGCAAACAGUGUGCCUCCAAGGUUCUGGAGCACAUGAGAGCUAUUCAGGAUGAGGUUGAUCGCGUACGAGAGAAACGCCUUUUGAGGGAAAAAGAGCUGGAGAGGAAGAAGGAGGUGAAGCAGAGGGAGCGGGAGGCCAGAGAGAAGGAGGCUCGUAAACGGGAGAAGGCGGAGGAGAAGGAGAAGAGGAGGAAAGAGUAUAACGCUCAGAUGGCGGCCGUGGCUGCACGGGAGCAACAGAAGAAGAAGAAUGAGGAGAAGAAGAAAAAGAAUGGACAGGCAGCAGAUAAAAAGCUUGUUGUGGAAUCGGCUCCUAAACCUCGGCGUUCUCUUGUUGGCCUGAUGUUCAAGCUCCUCCUCCUGCUGCUACUGGGAUUGGCCGGAGUCGCCGCUGCAUGCCGGCUGACCGACCUGCGGAAGGAAUACGUGUGUGUGCCGGUCAAUGUCGCCGUGGAUGACAGCCUAUCCUGGGCUAAAGAGCAGGAGGGUGUGGUCAGACAGCUGGUGCAAAAUCUGUCCUCUGCAGCGAAAGAGUUUCUUGAAUCUACGCAAGCGUCUAAGAACUAAACUAUCAUCUGCUGCCAUCAACUUCCAGAGCUGCAGGUUUUCCACUUCCACCUGUGAAUCCUGGCUUUUUUUAAUAUGCUGAAAUCAUGAAUCUCAUUAAGAUGGACAACCCUGCAUCCCCUCACCCUGUUUGAGGUGCUGGGAGGUGAAGAGUCUGUACAGAUAGAUAAAGGGGGGUGGACAGAUGUGUUAAAAUCAUCUUAAAUUCCUAUGGAAUUGUUGUCGCUCUUGUACCCUUCUUUGUACAGCCUGUUUUUAAAAAAAACUCAUCGUCUUAAAUGCCGUCCGUGUUCUGCACUUUGACCACCACCCAGAGCUGGUUUGUGUUCUUGUGCAUCGUGUGGAACGUGGGUUGUAUUUGAGAGAUGUUAAGUGAAAUGUCAAGUGGCCAUGUCAGUGCUGCACUGGAGUGUCGAAUCACAUGUUUGCUGCCAGUCAGAGUCGUGCAUCAGCCAGUGUUAGAUGUGGCAGUCUGAGCAUGUGCAGUGAAGGCUGAGCAAAUGCAGAACUGGCUCAUCUGUGGCCUCCUCUUUUCUUUAUAGUCUUACAGUCACCAGCUAAAUCUCACAGCAAAUACACACACACACGCACACACACACACACAAAGCUUCUGACAUGCAAAUUAAAGCCUGCCUGAUGGGUGAGUGAUUAUUAUUAUUUUUUUUAUCUUAUCACAUAUAUAAUGGUAUCAGGUGUGUCUGUUGGCUAACGACUAACAAGAAAUGCCAAAGAUAUGUUUGAAGUCAUUUAGAAACAGCGUUGUCAUUACGUAGUUUGUCCAGCUCAGUGCAGUACUGUAAUGAUUAUCCAUUUACAAGAAUAUAUUUGCCGAUUAUUUUUCAGUCAAUUAACUAAUCGAAUCAUUGACUAAUCUUUUCAGUAAAAAAAACAGCCGAUUAAUCAUCAUCAGAUUUUUAUAAACUCAAAUAUUGAUAUUUAUUCUGGCCUCUAAAAUCCUGUAUUAGUCAGGCUCCAAUGUAUUAAACUGUAUUAAAAGGACCAUACUGAUAGUUUUCCAUGUGUUAGCUAUAUGCUAGACCUACUUUCCUACACUUAUUGGUUUCCAUUAAUUUCCGUACAGUCUGAAAAGUAACUUGAAGCUCGCCAUCACAGUACACAUCAAGUCUACAAGAAUAUGUGUUAAAGUGAAUUUACUGUAACAAGAUACAGACUCUUAAUAUCCACUUAAACGUCAUUACCACACAAAUAAUGGAACUUCAACACAAAUACAUCCAGACUUGAUGUUCACUGUUAUGGAUGGAUUACACAGACAAUUGAAAGCAAUGGCUGCAUGGAAGGGAGGAAAACAUUAGCAAAAACGUUAGCUGUAAUAUAAGUGUACAUGGUUUUUUUUUGUUUUAUUACUUGUAAAACGAUUGGUAUGGUCCUUUUUAACUCUAAAUCAUCUGAUAAAUAAGGAUCAAGUUAUAUUGAACUAGUGGUCCUUUCUUCUUGUAAUCAUGUCAUCUCUUAUGUUAACUAUAGAAAUAAAAGGCAACUGGCAGAUUAUUUUACUGUUCUUUCAGUUUUAACUGGUGACUUCUGAAAUGCAUCUUCUUGUCAUUUGUCAGGGUGUCUUCAUGCAAAAAGCUGCCUUUGCUGCUGUGGUUCUUGUAAAGCUUUCUCCAUGCUCAAACAUUGUCAGCACCAAUAAAUGGCUAUGCACUGCAAGACA
Molecule: messenger RNA, 2813 nt
Organism: Micropterus dolomieu (smallmouth bass)
Lineage: Eukaryota; Metazoa; Chordata; Actinopteri; Centrarchiformes; Centrarchidae
Gene: lrrc59
Product: leucine rich repeat containing 59
Exons: 8
Coding region: 167-1138 (323 amino acids)
Molecular function (GO): protein binding
Source: RefSeq, a predicted model, not a curated record